AUGUCAGAAAAAGUAGUGUUGAUUACUGGCGGAAAUGCUGGUAUAGGUCUGGCACUGGCAGAACGGCUCUUGGCAGCAGAUCAAAGUAUCCAUUUAUGUCUUGCAUGUCGAAAUCCCAGUAAAGCCAGAGCUGCAAAGGACGCACUGCUAGUAUCUCAUCCAGGUUGUACUAUUGAGUUAUUACAAUUAGAUGUCAGUGAUUUACAAUCAGUUUAUAAUGCAGCUAAAGAAAUCAAAAAAAGAUACAGUCAUAUAGAAUAUAUGUACUUCAACGCAGGAAUAAUGCCUAAUCCGACAGUCAAUUGGAAACAAUUUUUUAAAGGUUUGUUUUCAACUCGUUGUGGCGCGGUAGGUAUCCCUCCUGCCUGCAUUGAUGAGAAGAACUUGAGUUUGAAUCUCAUGGUUCAGCCGCAAACACAGUGUAGCGUUGUAGAAUACCUCCACUUUGAUGAACGUAUACCGACUGAAGCAAUGUAUGACGGCGAGUGGGAGCAACAGAUUGUUGAGAAUUUUAUUGCAGACAAAGAAAACCAUGAAUCUACAGACAACGAUGACAACGACAGUCAAAUUAUUGACCCCCACGAUGACCGUGACUUGACGCAUGGCGAUUUGAAAGAACUGACUGAGAUGUUGAGUAGACAGAGUUCAACAGCAAGAGUUGUGUGGACGUCCUCUAGCAAUGCUAAAAAAGAUGCCUUUAGUUUAGACGAUGUACAACACCAUGAAGGGUUUGAGCCCUAUGCAUCAUCCAAAUAUGCUGUGAAUCUAUUGAGUAUUGCAUUAAAUAAUGUACUGAAUGAGAAAGGAAUCUACAGUCAUCUGACUAAUCCUGGGCUGGUUGUGUCGAAUAUGACAAAUAAUAUUAUGCCUAACUGGUUUUGGUCACUGAUCACACCACUUCUCUAUUUG
Saccoglossus kowalevskii is the source of this 909-nucleotide messenger RNA. Its product is annotated as 3-keto-steroid reductase/17-beta-hydroxysteroid dehydrogenase 7-like. Lineage: Eukaryota; Metazoa; Hemichordata; Enteropneusta; Harrimaniidae. Gene Ontology annotation, biological process: cholesterol biosynthetic process. The record is from RefSeq and is a predicted model, not a curated record. Gene Ontology annotation, molecular function: 3-beta-hydroxysteroid 3-dehydrogenase (NADP+) activity. Gene Ontology annotation, cellular component: endoplasmic reticulum membrane.